Dioszegia hungarica is the source of this 1149-nucleotide messenger RNA. RefSeq lists its product as uncharacterized. Lineage: Eukaryota; Fungi; Basidiomycota; Tremellomycetes; Tremellales; Bulleribasidiaceae. The record is from RefSeq and is a predicted model, not a curated record. The transcript has 8 exons. Bases 1 to 1149 code for a protein of 382 amino acids.
AUGGUCCGAUCCAUCACAUACCCAGUUCUCUUCUCGGUCCUUGCUACUCUCGCAUCGGCUCAGUACACAGCUACCUACAAAUGGGGCCAGCUUCCAGCAAAGACUGAGGGGGAUGGUCAAUCAGGUACCAACGCUUGUGGGACACAGUCUAGCCAAUCGUCAAUGUGCCAGAAUGUAGUGGUCAACUCGGCCAAUGACUUCUGUAUCUGGGGUCCUCCGGACGACUCGAAGCGCCCCAUCGGGACCAUCGAGGAGGUUGUUGUUGCAUACUGCCUGAACGAAGGCUACGGUACCCGUCUUCUGCCCUCCGGCACGAUCACCGACGCACACUUUGUCCGAGUCAUGAGCGACAAGGUCUCAUACGUUCAGGUGACCGGCAACGGUGACUUCACCAAGAUCGGCCUACCUGCCGGUGAUGAUGGUGGAGAGCUUGACCCCCACUCUUGGACCGGUCUCGGAAACCCACAAGGAGGAUUGGUAUUCACCAACGCCUUCACCGGACAGUACGAGCAAACGCACGAGUGGACCAGCUUCCAAAGUGCAUCCAACUUCUGCAUCCGAGCAUGCAGGGACGGACCGAACGCCUCAAAGUGGUGCGAGCACAUCUACGACGUCCUCGGCUGCGGCUUCACCAUCCCCGGCUCCUUCGACGCCGGCUUCGACGACUGCAACGGUGACCCCGCCGAGCAGCCCGGUGUCUACUCUGGUUCCACCUUCCACCAGGACGACCCUACCACCCCGGCUCCCCACCCUGCCGGCCCCACAUCUCAAUGCCGGUCUUUCAACUCCGUCGGUGGCGGUAACGCUGCCGCUGCCGCCACCCUCCUUCCAUCCAUCACCGGCUCCGCAUCAUCAGCAUCAGCCUCGUCAUCCCGCUCCGCUUCGGGCAGUAUGAGCAACUCCACCUCGGUCUCGUCCACAUCGGUGUCGAACUCGUCGUCCGUUUCUAUGACGUCGACGUCUAUGUCGGCUAGCAUGACCUCCUCGGGCAUGACCACUUCCCGGACUGGCGUCUCAUCAACAGCUUCGGUUGUAGGCGCCGCAGUGAGCGCGUCGGCGUCGGCUUCUCAAGCGGCUGGGAGCAAGGUGGUCGCUGGCGGAGUGGGAAUCAUGGGGGCUUUGGGUGCGUUCGUUGCUGCCUUACUGUAG